Fraxinus pennsylvanica is the source of this 558-nucleotide messenger RNA. Lineage: Eukaryota; Viridiplantae; Streptophyta; Magnoliopsida; Lamiales; Oleaceae. The record is from the annotation of a GenBank genome assembly.
AUGUCGGACAAAAUUGAAGCCCAGCAAGAACCAGAACUUACAGACGAGAAAAUCCCACAAUCAGUCACUUCGAUCCCUCCCAUGGCGGAAGCUGAACAAGCCCAACAACAACCCGGAUCCACCUCCACCACGCCGAAAUUCUCCAAUGUUUCCUUCAGCAUAUGGCCACCUACUGAGCGCACUCGGGACGCAGUCAGAAAUCGCCUGAUCGAGACCCUUUCUUCUCCUUCAAUUUUAUCCAAGCGUUACGGCACUGUUCCACCCGAAGAGGCGGCGGAUGUGGCGACCAGGAUCGAGAAGGAAGCGUUUUUGUCCGCUGGGGCUGCUGCGACCACUGACGAUGAUGGGAUCGAAAUUCUUCAAGUUUAUUCCAAAGAAAUCAGUAAGAGGAUGCUGGAUACUGUGAAAUCCAGAUCUGAUGAAGCGGAGCCCGAGAGCAAGCCUGUUAAGGAGCCGGAGGUGGAGAGCAAGACGGAGGAGCAGAAGGAGGAGGAGGAUGUGGGAUCCUCUGCUCCGCCUCAAAGUGAGAAAACCGAGUCUGUUGUUGAUGAUGAGUAA